AACGUCAAAGCCUUUCGGGGCGGCAGUUGAAAACAGCUGAUUUGAACCUGUUUGUUUACUAACAAAUUUAUCGGCCUGGUGAUGUACCGGUGUCCUCCAAAAUGAUGAAAAUUUGUCGUUUUUGUCUGCUCGAGGACGAAGAAUAUCUUAUACCGGUCGCGGAUGCCUCCGAGCUGGCGAUCGAUAUCGAGGAAGUGGCACUGUUUAGUGGCAUAAGGAUCGACGAUGACAACAAAACGGCCUACGCCAUGUGUCUGGAAUGUACCAACAAGCUGCAAAUUUGUUCCACCUUCCGGAAAACGUGCAUGAGCAACGACACACAGUUUCGUGAGCUACGUGCCAUGGUGGAGGCGAGUGCUAGCGAGCCAACCGAAACUGUGGUCGAACUAUCAGACAGCUCGGAGGUUACGUUCGAUUUCGAUGGAUUUGGUGACCACUGCUUACAGUCGACACCCAGCGAGCCAGUGUGCAGUCGUAGCAACAUCACGGAGCUGUUGCCUGAACCGGACCACAAGCAGAGCGAACCGGUGCUACCGGUCACGAGCGCCAUCAUCGAAGCGAUCGCGAACGAUGAAGCGUUCGCGUACUCGGCCAACUACAUCGAGCAGGGUGAAACGGUGCACGUUGAGGAUGUGAUUCACAGAUCGUUCGUCGACUGGAAUAACAGCCUAAAUCCCAUACCGCCCCGAGUUCAGUACGUGCGCGAGCGCGGCAAGCGAAAGAAGCAUCUGUGCGAAAUCUGUGGCGUAAUAGUGUUCCACAUGCCGUCCCACUAUGAGAAACACCGCGAGCCCUCGUUCGAGUGUUCGCUGUGCCCGGUAAAGACGAAACAUAAGGCGACCAUGGCACAGCACAUCGAACAGGUGCACCUGAAACUGGUGAAAAAGAAGUGCAAAAUAUGCGGCAAAGGUUUCAUUCAUCACAAAACGUACCGGUACCAUAUGCUUACUCACGAGAGCAAAGGGGAAAAGUUCGAAUGCCCGGACUGCGAGAAAACGUUCCCCAAUGCCGUCUAUCUGAGGGAUCAUUUUAAUCGACUUCAUAAUGCGGCUAAGAAACCCAGAAACACCGGUACAGAACGCAAAGUGCGAAGGACACGCAACAGAUCCCGCAUUGCAGAUGAGACAAGCGACACCGAAUAAGUACAAACGGGUUUUAUUUUUAUUUCUAUGGAGACUUUCAGUUUAUUGGCCUUGUUGUGGUAGCAAUCCAUAGGAGUGAUUUCUUUGAAAUUGUAACCAAAGGUUGCUUUAGCCUAUAUACAGACCAUUUUUCGGAACUGCCCUAUGCAAGAGUUCCUGGAUGCACGAGAGUUGCAGCGUGUGAAAAUACAUUAGAAUUCAACUGCUCCAAGCGCCACAGAUUAAGCUUAAAUGACUGGAAAAUUAAAUAUCAGAUAAAACCGAUCAAUCAUGUAAGGCAGUAGUAUGUAAGUUAGUCUUAAUGUUUGUUUAACCACAAAUGGCGGACAAAUUUACCCAAUAAACAAACAAGCAAACAGA
Anopheles coluzzii is the source of this 1502-nucleotide messenger RNA. Its product is annotated as zinc finger protein 121-like. The record is from RefSeq and is a predicted model, not a curated record. Gene Ontology annotation, cellular component: nucleus; chromosome. The transcript is spliced from 4 exons. Bases 102 to 1142 code for a protein of 346 amino acids. NCBI's taxonomy places the organism in Eukaryota, Metazoa, Arthropoda, Insecta, Diptera, Culicidae. Gene Ontology annotation, biological process: regulation of transcription by RNA polymerase II. Gene Ontology annotation, molecular function: zinc ion binding; chromatin insulator sequence binding.